This is a messenger RNA of Vespa mandarinia (Asian giant hornet), 1323 nucleotides long. RefSeq names its product RNA polymerase III subunit C53 (gene RpIIIC53). Gene Ontology annotation, cellular component: RNA polymerase III complex. The record is from RefSeq and is a predicted model, not a curated record. Gene Ontology annotation, biological process: tRNA transcription by RNA polymerase III. NCBI's taxonomy places the organism in Eukaryota, Metazoa, Arthropoda, Insecta, Hymenoptera, Vespidae. Gene Ontology annotation, molecular function: DNA binding.
UACGGUUGGCAUUGGUCAAUAAUGGCCGCUUGGCAAAAGCAUGAGUGUCAAAGAUAAUAGUCAACGCAAACGAAAUUGUUAGAAUCAUUAGAAAUGGCUUCUGAUAAAUUCCGCGAUAAAAAUCACACACUUCCAGAAAAUGUUCGAAUUAAAAUUGAACCGGGAACUUCUUUACCAGUGCCUCUCAGAAAUAUUAAAACUGAACCAGGAGUUUCACCCACGACAACACGAUUGACUUCUUUUAGGUUACCACGUGAUUUAACUCUAGGUGGAAAUAUUAAGACUGAAAAACCGAAAAAAGUUUAUGUACCUAAUUUUAAUGCUCAACGAAAUAAAAAGAAAGAGGAAACAGUAGUAAAUAAAAGCGAUACUGAAAAAUCAUCUAAGCAAAGAGGCAGAGGAAGAGGACGUGGAUCGGAUCGUGGACGAGGCAGAGGUUCUAAUAAUCUAAUCCAGACUUCUGGUGUAUUUUCUCAAGGUGCAACUGACACCCAAGGUGGUAGAAGAUCUAAGGGACAAGGAGGAGAUAGAUACAGUGAUUGCGAUAGAAAAGUUUUUAUAGAAAAACCAAAAUUAAAUUUGGACCGUGAUAUUGAUAAAGAUGAAGAAGAACGAAAACUAAAAGCAUUAUUAAAGGAUGAUUUUAUCGAUGAUGGUACAGAGCCGGAUACUGAAAAUGCUCCUGUCAUAUUACCUAUGAUUUUAGAGGGGAAAUUAUAUAAAACGGAAUUUAAGCAUGAAAAUAGUAUUUCGGACAAUGAAGAAAUAGAUCAAAAACCUAUCAUUUUAGAAAAUGGCACUGUAAUGAAACCAAAGAAAGAAAUUAAAAAAGAAACACUUAUAAAAAGCGAAUCUAAGAAGCCAUAUCAAUUGGACAAUUUAUCGCAAAUUAUUGAAAACAAACCACAUUCCUAUAUGUUAAUGCAGUUUCCAGAUUGCUUGCCAGGUUUAGAAUCAAAUGAUGAUGCUAAUCCACCAAAAUCAAAGCAUGCAAAUGAUACAACGCAAGAAAGAGAAAGUAAAGAUAGUACCAAAAAGAAUUAUUGCACUUUAAGUAGCUUGAAAGCUGGUAUGCUUGGAAAAUUACAAAUAUUAAAAUCUGGAAAAGCACGUUUAUGUAUAGGUGAAAACAAUCUAAUUGUAGAUAUUGGAUCCAAUUUGAGUUUUCGACAAGAUCUUCUAGCUGCAAAACUAGAUACAGUUAAACUGAAUGGUGAACUUAUCAAUCUCGGAACAAUUAAUAGUACAUUAGUAUGUUCUCCAGAUUGGGAAUCUAUGCUGCUUAAAAUGUAAAUUGUCAUGUAUAAAUAUAUAGAUAGUUGU